This is a messenger RNA of Xenopus tropicalis (tropical clawed frog), 4809 nucleotides long. It is a transcript of the gene cnnm4, whose product is annotated as cyclin and CBS domain divalent metal cation transport mediator 4. Gene Ontology annotation, cellular component: membrane; plasma membrane. The record is from RefSeq and is marked provisional. NCBI's taxonomy places the organism in Eukaryota, Metazoa, Chordata, Amphibia, Anura, Pipidae. Gene Ontology annotation, molecular function: transmembrane transporter activity. Gene Ontology annotation, biological process: magnesium ion transmembrane transport; transmembrane transport; sodium ion transmembrane transport.
CGGCCGUGGCCUGGGAGAGCCCCAUAGUGUAGUAUGGCUGCGUCUGCUGGAUGUUACUACGGUGUGCUGGGCUGCGCGCUGUCUCUCCUGCUGCUGCCGCCCCUGUCCCGCUGCGCUGCCCGCACUGACUCUCCGCUCCCCGAGGAACUCCCGCUCAUCCUGGGCUUCCGCUUGGAGAGAAGUGACCGACACGCCGCGCUGUCCCCGGACGGAGAGCUUGAGGUAGUGGAAGGCAGUCGGCUGGAGCUGCGAGUUUAUGGCCUGCACCUGCGGGAGGAUAGCGGGCAUAUCCUGGCAUUCACCGAGUACUCCCCGGGCUCGCAGGAUAACCGCAGCUGCCUGGAGGACAGUAGGGACCUGGUUCUGACCCGGCUCAACGUGAGCGACGACGGUUUCGGCGCGGCGGGGGCGGCCAUAGUGCGCCUGGAUGUGCUGCCCUUGCGGAAGAGCCAGAGCUCCCGGGUGUAUGUGCUGUGUACCAGCCGAGGCCCCGGCCUGCCGUGGAAGUUACACACCGGGCCGGAUGGGAGGCUGCGGGUACUGGAGGAGGAGAAGCCGCUGCUGCCGAUCUGGCUACAGGCGUGUAUCAUUGCGGUGUUGCUUACACUCUCCGGGAUCUUCAGCGGCUUGAACCUGGGGCUGAUGGCGCUGGACCCCAUGGAGCUCCGGGUGGUGCAGCGCUGCGGGACGGAGAAGGAGAAGCGAUACGCGUCUAAGAUCGAGCCGGUGCGGCGGAAGGGGAACUACCUGCUCUGCUCCUUGCUCCUGGGCAACGUGUUGGUCAACACCACCCUCACAGCGCUGCUGGACGAGCUCAUCGGCUCCGGGCUGGCCGCCGUCUUGGCUUCCACUACGGGCAUCGUGGUACUGGGGGAGAUUGUGCCCCAGGCUCUGUGUUCCCGGCACGGCCUGGCUGUGGGGGCCAACACUCUCUGGCUCACCCGGAUCUUCAUGCUCCUCACCUUCCCUGUGGCUUAUCCCGUCAGCCGCCUGCUGGACUGUGCCCUGGGCCAGGAGAUCGGCACUGUCUAUAACCGGGAGAAGCUGCUCGAAAUGCUCAAGGUGACGGAGCCAUACAGUGGCAUUGUGCGCGAGGAGAUGAACAUCAUACAGGGGGCUCUGGAGCUGCGCACCAAGACUGUGGAGGAUGUCAUGACCAAAGUGGAGGACUGCUUCAUGCUGCCCAGCGAUGCUGUGCUUGAUUUUAACACCAUGUCCAGCAUCAUGGAGAGUGGCUAUACCCGCAUCCCUGUGUAUGAGAACGAGCGCUCCAACAUUGUGGAUAUCCUCUAUGUAAAGGAUCUUGCCUUUGUGGACCCCGAUGACUGUACCCCUCUGAGCACCAUCACUCGCUUCUACAGCCACCCUCUCCAUUUUGUGUUCAGUGACACAAAGCUGGACGCUGUGCUGGAGGAGUUUAAGAAAGGCAAGUCCCACCUGGCUAUUGUACAGAAAGUGAACAGUGAAGGAGAAGGGGAUCCAUUCUACGAGGUGAUGGGACUGGUGACGCUGGAAGAUGUCAUUGAGGAAAUUAUAAAAUCAGAGAUCCUGGAUGAAUCUGACUUGUAUACUGAUAACCGCAGUAAGAAACGCGUCAAGCGUCGCCAGGAUAGAAAAGAUUUUUCAGUAUUCAAGGAUGCAGACAAUGAAUUGAGAGUUAAAAUCUCCCCACAGCUGCUCCUUGCUGCCCAUCGCUUUUUGUCCACAGAGGUUCCCCUGUUUGCACCUGCGCUAGUCUCUGAGAAGACCCUCCUGCGCUUGCUCAAGUACCCCGAUGUGGUGCAGGAGCUGCAUUUUAAUGAGGACGAUAAAAAGGCAUCAGAGAAUUUCCUGUACCAACGCAGCAAGAUAGCUGAUUACUUCAUACUCAUUCUGCAGGGGAAAGUUGAAGUAGAAGCUGGCAAAGAGAACAUGAAGUUUGAAUCGGGAGCCUUCUCCUACUAUGGUGUCAUGGCCAUAAACACUCCAUCAGCUGCUGAACUCCGCUCCCCAUCCCACAUGAGCAGCCUCAAUCGCUCUAUCUCCCUGAGUUGUCAUGAGAGAUCCGACUCCAUUUCCUCCACAAUCAGUGGCAGUAACACUCAGCUCAGUGCUCAGGCACAGUACAUGGCAGACUUCAGUGUGCGAGCCCUCGGUGAUUUGCAGUUUGUCAAGAUCACACGUGAACAGUAUCAAGGAGCGCUCAUGUCCUCUCGCUUAGACAGCAGCCCCCAGUCCCCGGAGGGAGGAACUCGCAAGCCAGACAGCACCUUAUCAGAGCGCAGCGAAGUUCUGGAGGAUGAGACCACCAGCCUUUUGAACCAGAGAAACUCUCAGCACAGUCUGCAACACAAUGCAGUCUGACCCCACCAUCUGCGUCUGCUUGGUAUUGCUCCUCCACAGGGUUGCAGUAAACUAAGCACUCUGAAUCUUCAUUUGCACCUAAGGCUUAUUCCGUAAUAUGUGACAGGUUAGCGGAGCAACUUGCAGCAUGCAGAGCUUUAUUCCUGGAACAACACUUGGCCUUCAUUAGGACAGAGGGUACCACUGUGCUUGCCUGCGAGAAGAGAGCUCUGCAAGCCGGUUCAUUUGUGUUUACUGAAAGCUGUGGAAUGCUUGGAAGAUCCCUGCGAUGGAAACUUUAAUAAUUGGGAGCAAUAUUUGGCGACGCAGGAGCAUAGAGACUUGUCGUGGGGGGGGGCAGGGUGUGAAUCAAGCAGACAAUGUCUCUGCACCACUCUGGUUUGGAUACCAUGCUCUAUAUAUCAGUAACUCAGGGAGGGUUUUACGGUUCUAAAUGUGCACUGGAGAUACCCCUUCCCUAUUAAGGUUUGGGGGGAGCCUAUUUUUAAGUCUUCCUUGGGUUUGGGAAAUUUUUAGUCUUCCUGUUGGUGUUUGCAGCUUCUUCUGCACUCACCUGUCUGUGGAGUGUUGUGGUAGCGAGCGGUCAGGGCUGCUAUACAGUGCAGUCAUGUCCACAUUGGCCGCUGACCGUCUAUGCACUUAGUAUUUUCUGGCAGUCCUUCCUAAUGAUGGACUCCCAUGAGAUGCAUAUAAUCCCAGUAAGCAAGCAGUAUGGCGGUAACUGGAGCAGUGCUUUCAAUGAGCUUCCAGCAGUAUUUCUCUCAUUCUGUUCAGGCUUCAGUUGUUAUGGCUCUCUAUUUAACCCUUAUCCAGCAAUAAACAAGAGCCCGUUGUGUCAACAUGGAUGUUGCAGAAACCAACUCCUGUUAUAUAUAAUACUUCUAAUGCUUGAAGACUGUAGAUCGAGUGUGCUCAUAGUGGAUAAAAUGCAUGCUGCUCCUGCCUCACGUUUGCAGUGCACUCUGGGUAGGGACCCCAGAGUGUGUUUUACAGGCUGCUGAUUAGGUCUAGUGUGUGCUUGUUCAGGCUUGGCUUUUAUGUUCACUUAACUGUUUACAAGGUUUCAUCCAAAUGCAAAUGAAAAAAUCUAAAACCAAAUGCAAAAUCCCACCUUUCCUUGCUGCCCAAUGUGACCUCUUUCUGACUAGUCCACCUAGGGUUCAUUUGAGGUUCUUACACUGACACAUACAGUAAGAGAAAACCUUUUAAAUGAAGUUUAGGCUAAUGCCACACACCGUGGUGGCUGUUUGGAGUUGAAGAAACUGCCCCAUGUGACAUUAGACCAAGUUCCCAAUUUUAAGUAAAAUACAAGAUGUUUGUCUUUGCAAGGUGAGCGGAGAAGUUAGUGACUAGUCUGUAACUAUGUUGGGCUGUUUUACACCACAACUCGAGCUCCAGCUCUAUGCACUUGUACAGACGCACCACCUGCAGUGUUAGAAUUCUCUGUUCAGAUAGUCACAAUUUUGUUGCUGAUUACUGCAGUCACAAUUGGGGCGCCUACUAAAUGGAGCAUAACCUGGCACUAUAGUUUGUUGGUCAGGGCGAAUCUCAGUUUCUUAGUUUUGAGCAGUAUGUCACAUUCUGGGAAUUUCACUCAGCAUGUAAAGAGCAAGGGAUGCUAUAAUGCUUUAAUUUCUGUAUAACAGUUUCCCUUCCAUCUUUCCUCAGCUUGUACAACAGAAGCACGUGGCUUUCCAUUUAAUUCUGCCAUCUUAUGUAUGUUACAGAAUCCCUUUGCAUGUAGAAACGGCAUGUCAUUUUGUGCACAACAUCCUCACUUACUUACAAUUCCUGCUCCCAGCUGCUGAUUGGUUAGACUCGCUCUCCCAGCCCCACUCUGUUGUGGUGUACUUUGUCAUGUGCUUGCCCUUUAAUCCCACAAAAUAUGUGGGCUGUUGCCUUCUCGCAGGUUAAUCGGUACAUCUUAGGCAUUUGCUUUUUAUAUAGGCAUAGGCAGCAUUACUUUGGGUACAACGCUAUCAAUGAAUGGGUACUAAUCACUGAAAUAAUUAUCUCUAUUAAGCUAAUGGGCACUACAACAAGGAAUUCUGUAAAUAUGUUUAAAAAUUCUCUCUCUAUGACUUUCUCAAUAGCCUGUCUUGGAACAUUGCCUGCUGGGCUGCAGGUCGUAGCAGGUUUCUGCGGGGGGGAUGCAUGUUAUUCAUUGUAUUCAUUGGUUGCUUGUUAGAUUACUUUUGGCAAAUUGUAAUCACCUUGUUCCUGUCUCCAGAUUGAGGGGUUUCGUGUUCAAGGGGUAGCUUACCUUUAAAUUAACUUUUAGUGUGACAGUGUAGACAGUGGUUAUCUGAGGUCAUUUGCAAUUGGUCAUCUUUUUGUUCAGCAACAGUUUAGCAUUUCAGCUAUCUGGUUGCUAGGGCCGAUUUACCUUGACAAUUGGAAAAUGAAUAGAAAAGGGGAAAAAAAUAGAAAGAACAAUACUCUAAAUCAAUUAAAAAAAAAAAAAAA